UGUCGCUGUGCUUCUCUGGCUGCUUGCCUCCGUCUUGACCCGGUAGCGGUCAGACCUGCCGGCGACUAAAGGACCCCAUCAUGGCCUGGAGAAGCUGCUCGGUCCUCUGCAGACUGACCGGAGGAGAGCCGUUCCUGUGUUCCGUGAGGGGAGGCAGCAGGUGGCCUGACAGCUUCCAGCAGAGAUGUGGCUUCAAAAAAGCCGCCAGAAAACCAGAACCAAAAAAGCCAGAGGAUCCGGUUCCAGCUCACACUGAGCCCUCUGAGGCUGUGGUCCAGAACCAGGUCCCCAUACAGACUCCCUUCAACUCCGCCCCAACUUUCAGCCGACUCGUCAGGCCAUUCCUCUUCACCGUGGGGUUUACAGGCUGCUCCUUCGGCUCAGCAGCCAUCUGGCAGUAUGAGUCACUCAAAUCUCGAGUACAGGGGUACUUCAGCGAGCUGCGAGCUGAUUGGUUGGAGAAGGUGCGACCUCAGAAACGAGGAGAUGUCCGCAAAGAGAUCAACCAAUGGUGGAACAGCCUGACUGAGGGCCAGAAGACGGUCACAGGAAUCAUAGCUGCGAAUGCUCUGGUAUUCUGCUGCUGGAGGGUUCCCUCCCUGCAGCGCUUCAUGGUCAGAUACUUCACCUCCAACCCAGCCUCCAAGUCCCUCUGCUCUCCGAUGCUCCUCUCCACCUUCAGCCACUUCUCCUUCUUCCACAUGGCUGCCAACAUGUACGUCCUCUGGAGCUUCUCCAGCAGCGCCGUCUCCAUGCUGGGCAGAGAGCAGUUCAUGGCCGUCUACCUGUCUGCAGGUGUUAUCUCUACGUUUGUUAGCUAUGUUUGUAAGAUGGCCACAGGGAGGUUCGGUCUGUCUCUUGGAGCGUCCGGAGCCAUCAUGACCGUCCUGGCUGCUGUUUGCACCAAAAUACCCGAAGCCAAACUGGCCAUCAUCUUCCUCCCCAUGUUCACCUUCACCGCCUCCAACGCUCUGAAGGCCAUCGUUGCCAUGGAUACAGCAGGUUUGGUGCUGGGAUGGAAGUUCUUUGACCACGCUGCUCAUUUAGGAGGAGCCUUGUUUGGGAUAUGGUACAUCCUGUUUGGCCACGAGUUGAUCUGGAAGAACCGAGAACCUUUCGUCAAACUUUGGCACGAGCUGAGAACCCGGAGCAGUGGCGGCGGCGGUCCAGGCGGUGCGGCGUAGGAGGCAGAACCAUCAGGACUGUGGGAACCAAACACUUUUAGAGAAUCAUGUAAAGUUGUAUAAAAUGUACAGAGAGAACUCCACGUGAUCUACGAAGCAAUUUGAUCUGGGAUCAGAUAUUUAUUCAACCAGAUGACGUCUCAGCAAUGAAACUGUGAUUCAAGGUUCUGAUGUUUUAUAGAAAACGCUCAAGUUUUUACUCUUCUUUGUUUAUUUAAACCUGAAGCGGAGACGGCCAAUGAGAUCAGGAGGAGAAAUCACUUUUUUAAUGAACUGAUUUGAUUGGACAGAAGCUCCAUGCUGUACUGCUCUUUAUUUAUCUUUGUUUUCUUUCAAAUAAAUCGGUGAAAUGAUGAUAAAA
Molecule: messenger RNA, 1545 nt
Organism: Girardinichthys multiradiatus
Lineage: Eukaryota; Metazoa; Chordata; Actinopteri; Cyprinodontiformes; Goodeidae
Product: presenilins-associated rhomboid-like protein, mitochondrial
Exons: 10
Coding region: 81-1184 (367 amino acids)
Cellular component (GO): membrane
Molecular function (GO): serine-type endopeptidase activity
Source: RefSeq, a predicted model, not a curated record